GACCUUGGCGUCAGGUGACCGAGGGUUUUUGUGUUUAAAGCGGACAAACACUCUCGCUCUCACUUAUACACACAUACUGUAACUGUUUGACGUUUUUUUUAAUUUGUAAUUUUUGUUUUUAAAACAGCAGAGAUGAAGCUCACUUGUUUGCUGCUCCUGGUUUUUAUUGCCUGGACCGCCGACGCACUGGUUCGGAUUCCUCUAAAGAAGUUUCGCUCGAUAAGGCGCACAAUGUCCGAUUCGGGCCGAGCCGUGGAGGAACUCUUGGCCAACUCACAGAACACAAAAUACAACCUGGGUUUAACAAACAAAUUUGGACCAACCCCUGAAACACUAAAGAAUUACCUGGAUGCCCAGUACUACGGAGAGAUAGGUCUUGGUACUCCUGUCCAGACCUUCACUGUGGUGUUUGACACCGGAUCCUCGAACUUGUGGGUGCCUUCUGUUCACUGCUCCCUUACUGACAUCGCAUGUUUGCUUCAUCACAAGUAUAAUGGGGCCAAAUCCAGCACCUAUGUGAAGAAUGGUACUGCUUUCGCUAUUCAGUAUGGCUCUGGGAGUCUCUCUGGUUAUCUCAGCCAGGACGUCUGUUCUAUUGGAGACAUUGCUGUAGAGAAGCAGAUAUUUGGCGAGGCCAUCAAGCAGCCUGGAGUUGCCUUUAUUGCUGCAAAGUUUGACGGCAUCCUGGGCAUGGCCUAUCCUCGCAUUGCUGUAGAUGGCGUUCCUCCAGUCUUUGACAUGAUGAUGAGUCAGAAGAAAUUUGAGAAGAAUGUUUUCUCUUUCUAUCUGAACAGGAACCCAGAUACUCAGCCUGGUGGUGAACUCCUCCUGGGAGGCACAGACCCAAAGUUCUACACUGGAGAUUUUCACUAUGUCAACAUCACCCGACAGGCUUACUGGCAGAUUCACAUGGAUGGCAUGAGCAUUGGCAGUCAACUGAGCCUUUGUAACGGAGGCUGUGAGGCUAUUGUGGACACUGGAACGUCUCUGAUCACUGGACCUGCCGCGGAGGUCAGAGCUCUCCAAAAGGCAAUUGGAGCCAUUCCCCUGAUCCAAGGAGAGUACAUGGUUGACUGCAAGAAGGUUCUCCUUCCCACUAUCUCUUUCAAUCUGGGUGGACAGACGUACACACUGACUGGAGAACAGUACAUUCUCAAGGAGAGCCAGGCUGGUAGAGAAAUCUGUCUGAGUGGAUUCAUGGCUUUGGAUAUCCCUCCUCCUGCUGGACCUCUGUGGAUUCUGGGUGAUGUGUUUAUUGGACAGUACUACACCAUGUUUGACCGUGAGAACAACCAAGUGGGCUUUGCUAAAGCAAUUUAGGCCUAUCUAUUGGAAACAAGGGUAGGAAAGGAGUAAGGAGGGGUACAGGAAAAAAAAAAACUCUAAACUCUCCACUAAAAUCAUAUCAGCUGCUAUAACAAUAUCUGCUUAGCGAUAUGAUAGUAUUGUGUUUGCACUGUGCUUCUUUAGCUCCUUAAUACGCCGUUUCAAUGAGCUUGAGAAGUAGAAUCAUUCAGGGAAAGGCCAAUAAGUACAAUACAUGCUAGCAAGGUAAUGACUCUGUUAUGGUUUUUAAUUAGCAGUAGCUAGGACAGGAUGUGUAGAUUUUAAAUAGAUUUUAAUAGGCUUUGUCAUUUCACUUAGCUACUGUGAUUUUUGGUCUUUAUUGGAAAUGCAACUUAGUACCCUUGGAUAUUUUAAAACAAACAUUUUAGAAAAUUGAAUUUCUCAGCCGAUCAAGUUACUUACCUGUCCAUUGACUUAAAAUGUUAUUAUAUUUUGUACAUUUAUGUGGCUUUGAGGACGUGCUUUGAAUUUGUCUGCAACGAUUAAAAAUUGUGACCCAAUUGUUCCACAAUUACACUGGUGAUUAUUGCAAUUUAUACUUUCCUCCAGACAAACAGUUCAGUUUAAUAAAUGUGUUGAACAAA
Molecule: messenger RNA, 1931 nt
Organism: Silurus meridionalis
Lineage: Eukaryota; Metazoa; Chordata; Actinopteri; Siluriformes; Siluridae
Gene: ctsd
Product: cathepsin D
Biological process (GO): proteolysis
Cellular component (GO): lysosome
Molecular function (GO): aspartic-type endopeptidase activity
Source: RefSeq, a predicted model, not a curated record